Messenger RNA from Micropterus salmoides (largemouth bass), 487 nucleotides. RefSeq names its product RNA polymerase II, I and III subunit K (gene polr2k). The record is from RefSeq and is a predicted model, not a curated record. Lineage: Eukaryota; Metazoa; Chordata; Actinopteri; Centrarchiformes; Centrarchidae. The coding region runs from base 91 to 267 and encodes 58 amino acids. Gene Ontology annotation, cellular component: RNA polymerase II, core complex; RNA polymerase III complex; RNA polymerase I complex. Gene Ontology annotation, biological process: DNA-templated transcription. The transcript has 4 exons. Gene Ontology annotation, molecular function: DNA-directed RNA polymerase activity; zinc ion binding; DNA binding.
CCAAUCACAAACUACUUUGCUCAGAGGUGGACGACGGUUGUGCGCAUGUGCCCCGGCGGCCGUGUGUGAUAUGAAAAGAGAGAAACAAAAAUGGAUCCACAGAAAGAAGUACAACCGCCCAAACAGCAGCCUAUGAUCUACAUAUGUGGAGAAUGUCACACUGAAAAUGAAAUUAAGGCCCGUGAUCCAAUCCGAUGCAGAGAGUGCGGUUACAGGAUCAUGUACAAGAAGAGAACAAAGAGAUUGGUUGUUUUUGAUGCCCGAUGAAGAAGAGGAGAGCACUGAUUUUGAUAAUUAUUGUUCUGGAUCUUCGUAGUGUAUUACCAUGUAAAUAAACAGACUUCCAGGCCUUGCUCCAGAUUUUUUAAUUAUACUUAGAACAUAGCAUUUUCAUAUUGUCACAAACAUUACUGUUUUUUGGGGGUGUUAGUCCGAAAAUGAUGGAUUAAAGUUUGGUUUAUUAAAAAAUUAUUUUCAUGGACCAUGA